Messenger RNA from Sander lucioperca (pikeperch), 852 nucleotides. It is a transcript of the gene mrpl30, whose product is annotated as mitochondrial ribosomal protein L30. Gene Ontology annotation, cellular component: large ribosomal subunit; mitochondrion. Gene Ontology annotation, biological process: translation. The transcript has 5 exons. NCBI's taxonomy places the organism in Eukaryota, Metazoa, Chordata, Actinopteri, Perciformes, Percidae. Gene Ontology annotation, molecular function: structural constituent of ribosome. The record is from RefSeq and is a predicted model, not a curated record. Bases 298 to 780 code for a protein of 160 amino acids.
UAUCGGUGCAGUUUCAAUGUAACCCUUCGAUGUUUCCGGUUUAUACAUCCAUGGAGGAGACUAAACUGUCAUGAUGCUUACUGUUGCAGUUGUUUUUCAGCUCUUGAAUUAAUGUUGUACGUGUGAAUUUGAUGUAUAUAUAGUUACGUUUGUGUUUUUAUUCAUAACGUUAAGUUACGUUUGAUCCACGCGCUUAUUUUGCGGUUAGCAGGGCUGGACGUUAAAGGUAACCUUGGCGUGUGUGACUAGUUUUUGUACCUGGGGCCAGUUAACAGUAAAACUACGGAUACAUACAACAUGUCGGGUGUCUGUCACGGUUUGAGCUCUUUCUCAGUCAAGUUCCUGUCAGAAGCUACACUUUUGUCACCUUGCCCAUGGUUUGUGUCUGCACGCAGCAAAUUUACCAAAGCAAGAAUCCCAAAAGAGCUUUUUGCAGAGAGAUCAAAAGAACAUGAGAAAUAUGGGGGAGAUCCAGACCAACCUCAUAAACUGCAUAUAGUGACACGAGUCAAAAGUACGAUGCGCAGACCGUACUGGGAGAAAGAGAUGGUGAAACAUCUUGGGCUUGAGAAGGCACAUGUACCUGUAAUUCACAAAAAUACACCUGCAGUCAAUAGCCAACUGAAAUUCGUCAAGCAUCUUGUCAGGAUCCAGCCCCUGAGGACGCCCUAUGGACUCCCUGCUGAACAGGACAUGGGUGACACCUACAUUAACAGCAAAGGAGAGUUGAUUGUUCGUCGCCUCCUCCAACCUGUAGACCCCAAGGCUAUCGAGUCUUAGCUCUGCUUCCAAUCAUAUCAAUUCAUAGUUCAAUUGUUCAUAAACAUCAUUAAAAAAAUCUUGUGCUCCAUA